Molecule: messenger RNA, 1226 nt
Organism: Malurus melanocephalus (red-backed fairy wren)
Lineage: Eukaryota; Metazoa; Chordata; Aves; Passeriformes; Maluridae
Gene: DRG2
Product: developmentally regulated GTP binding protein 2
Exons: 13
Coding region: 70-1164 (364 amino acids)
Biological process (GO): cytoplasmic translation
Cellular component (GO): cytoplasm
Molecular function (GO): GTPase activity; GTP binding
Source: RefSeq, a predicted model, not a curated record
CCCGGACGCGUGACGGGGGCGGACGGCCGGGCUGGCGGCGCUUCCGGCGGGAGCUGAGCGGGGCCCGCCAUGGGCAUCCUGGAGAAAAUCUCGGAGAUCGAGAAGGAGAUCGCCCGCACGCAGAANNUUCCAGCCACCGAGUACCAUCUGGGCCUGCUCAAGGCAAAGCUUGCAAAAUACAGAGCUCAGCUGCUGGAACCCUCCAAAUCGCCGGCUGCAAAGGGCGAGGGCUUCGAUGUGAUGAAAUCAGGAGAUGCCCGGGUGGCACUGAUCGGUUUUCCUUCUGUGGGGAAGUCCACGUUUUUGAGUUUAAUGACCUCGACUGCCAGCGAAGCCGCGUCGUACGAGUUCACCACGCUGACCUGUAUCCCAGGAGUCAUAGAAUACAAAGGAGCCAAUAUUCAGCUGCUGGAUCUGCCWGGAAUCAUCGAAGGAGCAGCACAAGGGAAGGGCAGAGGCCGGCAGGUGAUCGCUGUGGCCAGGACAGCAGAUGUUGUUAUCAUGAUGCUGGAUGCCACCAAGGGYGAGGUGCAGAGGGCCUUGCUGGAGAAAGAACUGGAAUCUGUAGGAAUCCGGCUGAACAAAAGCAAACCAAAUAUUUACUUCAAGCCCAAGAAGGGUGGAGGCAUCUCCUUCAACUCCACUGUCACAUUGACUCAGUGCUCUGAGAAGCUGGUGCAGCUCAUCCUCCAUGAAUACAAAAUCUUCAACGCCGAGGUGCUGUUCAGAGAGGAUUGCUCCCCUGAUGAGUUCAUUGAUGUGAUUGUAGGAAACAGGGUCUACAUGCCGUGCCUCUAUGUUUAUAACAAGAUUGACCAGAUAUCCAUGGAGGAGGUGGAUCGCCUUGCUCGGAGGCCCCACAGUGUUGUCAUCAGCUGUGGCAUGAAGCUGAACCUGGACUACUUGCUGGAAAAGCUCUGGGAAUACCUGGCACUUACCUGCAUCUACACCAAGAAACGAGGACAGAGACCAGACUUUACAGAUGCCAUUAUUCUACGGAAAGGGGCCUCUGUGGAACAUGUGUGCCAUCGGAUUCACAGAUCAUUAGCCAGCCAGUUCAAAUAUGCCUUGGUGUGGGGGACAAGCACAAAGUACAGCCCUCAAAGAGUGGGCUUAACCCAUAUGAUGGAGCAUGAAGAUGUCAUUCAGAUCGUGAAGAAGUAACUGCUGGUGCCUGGCCUUGUCUUUAAUCACUGCAAUUGGAACUGACCAUAUAAAACAAAACA